Metarhizium album ARSEF 1941 is the source of this 702-nucleotide messenger RNA. RefSeq lists its product as uncharacterized. Bases 1 to 702 code for a protein of 233 amino acids. The transcript is spliced from 5 exons. NCBI's taxonomy places the organism in Eukaryota, Fungi, Ascomycota, Sordariomycetes, Hypocreales, Clavicipitaceae. The record is from RefSeq and is a predicted model, not a curated record.
AUGACUCGUUGCACUCUGGGACACCGUUUUAUCGAACAGUCAAACAACAGCCUCGUUUUCAAGUACAAGUUCAAGGCCAGCGGCGAUCCUCUCGGUUCUUCUGUACUAUUCCGUACGCAUAUAAAGGGCAACGCAGCGGCAGCAAAAUCCCACACUCCAACAUCAUUCCACGCCAUCUUGCGAGAUUCCAUCAGAGAAGGUGUUUUUUCCGCAGCAGUUAUGCAGUUCCAAAUCUCUCUCAUCUUGUCCGUCGGACUCUGGCUUGUCAGUGCCGACACAACUCACGUCGAGGCAUCUUCGGCCGGGCUCCUCCGUUUGAGGGCCGACGCUGAGCCAGCACAGCCUGCAAUCGACUGCGAAAAGCUAAAGAAUCUCUCCUGUACAGGUCUCAACCGCGCCAAAUGCACUUUGCGCGCCUGGGAGCAAGGUUGCCACCAAGCGACCAUCUGCAAGGACAGCAAAAACAAGAAGAAGUGCUGUGACAGCAGGGACCGGAUCCCCUUUGACGCUGGAUACUUCUACACCGGCUACAUGAGGGCUUGCGCGCCGGAAUAUGAGCUGAAAAUGGGUGACAGGCCGCAGCACAAGUGGUUCACUUGUCAUGAGCUCGACACCAUGAACUACGCUGCCAUGGAGAAGAGGAUGACUGCCCUCCACAACUGGGAGCAAGCUGGAUGCAAACAAGCACGUCUACCUGAUUAG